AUGGGCGGCUACUACGCCUCUCCUCUCUGCGCAGAAGCUGCAGCUGUCACGCUGUCGUCGCUGUUAAUAUCGAAGUUACGGACCACUGCCGUACGGCGAAGCAUGUCGAGUUUGUCUAGCUUCAUGAGGAAUGGGCAGAGCAGGACUAUGUCACUUGCGGAACAGGAGCGGAAGUGGAACAGCGUCGCUGAGCAUAUGGACCACUUCCAUCAAUACUUCAAGAUGGAAUAUAACGACAUAUAUACGUUAGCUGACGGUUCGUUCAGUAAACGCGGGAUGUCGUUGCAAAUGUAUCUGCGGACGGCUGGUCAACUCGUACAUCACCUGACUCUCCAUCACACAAUCGAGGAAAAGUACCUGUUCCCCGUCCUCGCAAAGCGAAUGCCGGCUUUCGAGGAGAAUGACGUUCAUGUGCGCUCUCAUGAAGCCAUUCAUGAAGGACUCGACAAGCUCGGCGCGCUCAUCCGCAAGUACAGUUCUGAACCAUCCUUGUACAGUCCACAAGAGAUCAUGGCCUGUUUGGACGGGUGGAGAGAAGUGCUUUUCUGCCAUCUAGACGACGAGGUGAAGGAUCUUUCCGCAGAAAGUAUGAAAAAAUAUUGGAAGUUGGAGGAGCUCGAUACGAUACCCAUGUAA
Molecule: messenger RNA, 636 nt
Organism: Sparassis crispa
Lineage: Eukaryota; Fungi; Basidiomycota; Agaricomycetes; Polyporales; Sparassidaceae
Exons: 8
Coding region: 1-636 (211 amino acids)
Source: RefSeq, a predicted model, not a curated record